GGUUCGGGAAAAAUAGAGUUUGAACGUUUCCGGAAGAUCGCUGAAGAGUUCCUCAAAGAAACAAAAUGGAUUCCUGAAACUACACUUAGCUGAGCAGUCGAGCGUUUUUAAAGGUUACAGGACUAACAAGUUGGCCUUGUGAGCCUAUAUUUCAUCCCAUCACCGAACAGCAUCUAGAUCUUAUUGGAGACUGGAGCAUAUCCCUCGACCUCUUCCCCUUCUGAACCAAUGGAAGGGUCCGACAGUUCAGAGCAGAGCAGCAGUGACCAGCCUGAGUCACAGCGCAGACGGCAGCUGGAUCGUCUGGACCGAGAGGAAGCCUUCUACCAGUUUGUCAACAAUCUCAGUGAUGAGGACUAUCGUCUCAUGAGAGACAACAAUCUUUUGGGAACUCCAGGAGAAGCAACAGAGGAUGAGCUGUUUAGUAGACUUCAUCAUAUUAAAAAUGGUGCAGAGCAACAGAAUAACACCCCCAGGGCUGAAAAUGGAGAAGAUCCAGCGGAGCAACCUGAAACCUCAGAGGAUCCUGCUAAUGGAGAUAGCCUCCUUGAAUGGCUAAAUACAGUGAGGCGCACAGGCAACACAACCAGAACUGGUCAUCGUGGAAACCAGUCAUGGCGGGCAGUUAGUCAAACCAACCCAAACAGUGGAGACUUCCGUUUCAGCCUGGAAAUCAGCGUGAACCGCAACCUAGCUGAGCAGCAGGCCGCUACCGAAGGAGAGCAACAAACUGCUGAGUCUCGAGCAGUGGAGGAAAAUGCCGAGACGCAGGUUCUCAUGGAGACGGGAGUGGUAGAAGAACCAGUUGUUGAGGAGAUGGCGGUGAUAGUAGAACCAGAGCCCGAACGGGAAGAGGUUGUUUCAGAGGAGACACUUGCAGAAGUCCCCAGCUCACCAGCUGUUGUACCACUUCCACCCACACUUUCUCCUUCUCCACGUAGAGGGCACAGGAGAGCCCGCAGUCGCAGUUCUGAGCCAUGCAGGACCAGGGCUCGUACGGCCAGGAGCCGCUCUCCCCUUCGUUUAGAUGAGCUGGACGAGCUCCCAAAUCCACGCUUUGCGCAAACGUCUCAAGGCCCCAGCACAGAAACCAGUGCUCCACCCGCGCCUCAAGUUGAGGGUAGUUCUCGGACUCGACAACAUGUUCUUUCGAGACAAAGUGCUCCCGAGAGUGACAUUCAGCAGCCCAGUGUCGAAACUGAGCAAACCCCUGAGACCCCAAACGUCACCUCUAAUGAAGGAGAAACCGGAGCAGAAGGAGGCGCAGCAGGACGACGGCCGCCGACUAUCAUGCUUGAUCUCCAGGUGCGUCGUGUGCGUCCGGGUGAAUACCGCCAAAGAGACAGCAUCGCCAGUCGUACGCGUUCACGUUCACAGAACUCCAACAACACGUUUCUUUACGAAAGCGAGCGUGGUGGAUUUCGUAGGACUUUCUCGCGCUCGGAACGCGCCGGUGUGCGGACGUACGUCAGCACAAUUCGUAUCCCUAUUCGCAGAAUUUCAGACGCAGGUUUGGGUGAGGCGACCUCAAUGGCUCUCCAGUCUAUGAUUCGGCAGAUCAUGACAGGCUUUGGUGAACUUGGCUACCUCAUGGAUUCAGACUCGGAUUCUUCCGAUUCCAACCGCGGAGCCAACGCGCCGGCGGAUGUGUCUGAAACCCCCAAUCACCCAGAGGGUACCACUCCUCCUGCUCCUGCUACAGACGAACCAGCCGCAGCUGCUGGUGUCAGAGUCGAGACUCUUGAGAUUGAUGGUGCCAGUCCCCCCCUCAGCCUCGAGGAGCCCAGCUCAUUACCCCUCCUUCGACUAGCUCACUUCUUCCUGUUGAAUGAUGAAGAUGAGGACCAGCCCCAAGGGCUGACCAAAGAACAGAUUGACAACCUUGCCAUGCGCAACUUUGGCGAGAGCGAUGCCUUGAAGACUUGCAGCGUCUGUAUAACGGAGUAUGCAGAAGGAAACAAGCUCCGCAAGCUUCCCUGCUCCCAUGAGUAUCACGUGCACUGCAUUGAUCGCUGGCUAUCGGAAAACUCGACUUGCCCCAUCUGUCGCAGGGCUGUCCUGGUGUCUACCAAUCGCGAGAGUGUCGUGUAGUUCAUAACAGGCCUUAAUGCCCCACCCCCACAUUAAUGAUCGAAUAACCCAAGUUUAUUAACCAUUUAAAGUAGAAGGAUAUUUGUUGAAAUGUAUUCCUUUCAUACCAUUUUGGAUUUACUGUGAUGUUUGAUUUGGGCUGGUCCAUGCUGUGCCACUGGCGGAGGCCAGUGUUGCUGUGCUUUCAUUGAUAUAAAGGUGAGUAUGAACAUUGUUAGUUAUGUUUUCAUUUUCUUAUCAGUGGAGAAUCGCCACUGCACAUGGCCAUCUCCUUCCCGGUUAAUGAGGUUUCCAUGAAUAUCACACUUUACCCACCCCUCUAAAGCAAAUGUUUCAUUGUAAAAGAUAAUUGUAGAACAAAUAUAGUUAUACCUUUUUGAGAUGGCCAUUGUGCAUUGAGAAUGCCACUGCAACUUUGCGUAGAACUAUGCUAUUCUAUCUUUCCAAAGUUAUACACACACACACACCAUGGCUGCUGUUUGAACCAACCUUUAGUCACCAUACUGAUUUAUGCACUGGGCCAAGUUGUGUGUAAAAGGAAGCCACUAGUAUAUAUAAAGACAACUAUGUGAUUAUAUAAAAGCUGUGCACAGUUUGGGCAGCUCAAAUCUGCACCAUUCUUUUUUUUUAUUGGCUCUGAAACAAAGCCUUAUAUACUAUAAGGUGUGUAUUGGUACAGUUACAACAGUACAAAGUAUUAGCUGUAAAUAAGCUUGUAUAAAUAAUUUUGAAUCAUGCUUUGUAUCAGUGGUAUUAUUUUUUAUUGUAUUGUAAAUAAUUUCUGUCAUGAUUAGGAGCAUAUUGGCAUAUUAUCUUAUUGUCUACCAGAGCAACCCUUAAUUUACAUAAAACAGCUGGUGUCAAUGUGUGAGUGAAUAAUUUAGUGAUUGUGACAGCCAAAUGAGACAUUGUUGGCUCGCCACUCCAAGUGACAUUUAUACAGCCGUAUUUGUUCACUAUGUGUAAUUGUUUUAUAAAAGUAGGUGGUUCUUCAGGCAAGUCACCUUUUGGAUAAUAAAACUUUUGGCCAUUAAAAACACAAAUUACAUUGAUACCACAAAUUAGGGAUGUCUCAAUAUUGGUAGUAGGUUGGUUUGAUUGUGUUGUCAGCAUGUUAGUCCCUGGUCCCCUUUUACCUGUUUACUACUAUUAAAGAGAAAUGUGCCCUAUCCCUAUCCUUUCAUCACAUGUAGAAGACAAUUACAUUUAUCUGUAAAUGAAUUGCACAGUUAUUUUUUUCAACGUA
This is a messenger RNA of Doryrhamphus excisus (bluestripe pipefish), 3337 nucleotides long. It is a transcript of the gene rlim, whose product is annotated as ring finger protein, LIM domain interacting. Gene Ontology annotation, cellular component: nucleus. Gene Ontology annotation, biological process: ubiquitin-dependent protein catabolic process; random inactivation of X chromosome; protein ubiquitination. NCBI's taxonomy places the organism in Eukaryota, Metazoa, Chordata, Actinopteri, Syngnathiformes, Syngnathidae. The record is from RefSeq and is a predicted model, not a curated record. Gene Ontology annotation, molecular function: ubiquitin protein ligase activity.